AGGAACAAAGUCCUAAUGGUAGAUUCCGACCUCCUCACAAAACUUCCCCAACUCCAUUCAAAAACAAACCUUUCGACCAUACAGUCACUGACUCCUCUCCUCCACUCCAUCUCCUCCCUCGCCAAAGCUCAAUUCCCCAUCAACUCUCUCCCCAUCCUCUCCUUCCUCCUCCCCCUCCUCCGCUCUCCCUCGCCGCCCACCGACGCCACAACCCUCACCUCCACCACCACCACUCUCUACAACCUCUCCACUCAACUCGACAACUCCAAAUCCAUCAUCUCCGCCGGCACAGUGCACCUCCUACUCAACCUCUGCUUCCUCCAAACCAAAGCGACAGAACCCGGCCUCGCAACUCUAGCAAACCUUGCACUCACCGAAGAAGGAAAGAGAGCCAUUGAAGAAGACUCAUUAGUCCCCGAAGUGUUGGUGGCUGUCAUGGCAAGAGACGAGGAGCCAAAGUGUCAGGAGCUGGCGGCUUAUCUAUUGAUGGUUGUUGCGAGAAGGAGUGUGGAGAAGAGGAGGAGAAUGGUGGAGGUGGGGGUUGUUGAAAUGUUAAUGGAGGUUGGGCUGAUAGGGAGAAGCAGGCUGGUGAGGGAAAGAGCGAUUCGUAUGCUUGGGUGGCUUAAGGAUGGGAGGAAUGGAGAGAUGGAGGAAGGAGAUGUGAAGAGUUGCAAAAGAGAGAUUAGGUGUAUGGUGAAGCAGAGCCUUGAUAGGAAUAUGGAGAGUAUAUUGAGGAGGGGUGGAGGAAAGAAGAAGAAGAAGAAUUGUUCUGAUUUGAAGCUUUUUGUUGCUGAUUAAUAUUUUGUUUGGGACUGUUUUCUUACUGCUCCAUAAA
Molecule: messenger RNA, 835 nt
Organism: Dendrobium catenatum
Lineage: Eukaryota; Viridiplantae; Streptophyta; Magnoliopsida; Asparagales; Orchidaceae
Product: U-box domain-containing protein 4-like
Exons: 1
Coding region: 16-798 (260 amino acids)
Source: RefSeq, a predicted model, not a curated record